Messenger RNA from Saccharomyces eubayanus, 645 nucleotides. RefSeq names its product mitochondrial ribosome assembly protein RRG9 (gene RRG9). Bases 1 to 645 code for a protein of 214 amino acids. The transcript has a single exon. The record is from RefSeq and is a predicted model, not a curated record. Gene Ontology annotation, cellular component: nucleus. NCBI's taxonomy places the organism in Eukaryota, Fungi, Ascomycota, Saccharomycetes, Saccharomycetales, Saccharomycetaceae.
AUGAAUAUUCUGCGAAUGGCAUGUCGUUCCUUUCAUUGCCUGCGCUGCGGCUCACUGCUCAAUGAGAAUAAGGGAACAUCAUUCAAGGCAAUUGUCAAGUUGAUCAAUAAAUCGAGUUUAUCCAACAAGGAAUUUGAAGAAAAAGUGCGAGAUGGCGAUAAGGAGAUACCUGAGUGGAAGAAACAGAAAAUGGCAGUCAGGAAAAAAAUUCAAGGCCAAAGAUGGAACCCAUCAAAAAAGAUAUCUCAGGAGCAAAUGGAGGCUUUGAGGCUAUUGAAAUCAAACUUUCCCGAGAUGACAGCAUCUGAUUUUGCGGAGCGGUUCAAGAUUUCUCCUGAAGCCGUUAGAAGAAUUUUGAAGUCUAAUUGGAAGCGUAGUGAUGACGAGAAUAAAAACGCACACGAGAGAUGGAAGAGGAGAGGAGAGAGAAUAAAAGAAAUGUAUGACAAAAAUGAGGGCGCUGACUUUCCAUCCCACCAGAUCAUAAGUGGCAAAAAACUUAUUGUUAGUUCCAAUCCAAACGCAUCUGAACUAAUAGCAAAAAAUGUCCACACUACUAGAAAUUUUAAACAUAAUAAUGAUAGACCUGAAAAGAAAAACACCAACAAGCUGUACCUUUUAAAGCAUUUAUCCUCAAGACAGUAA